AUGCGUAAGUGCAAGAUCUUUGUUGGAUCAUCGCAUCCAGAGUUGGGCCAAUUGGUCUGCGAGAGGUUGGGCGUGGAGCCGGCACCGUGCACCUUGAAGAAGUUUAGCAAUGGAGAAACCUCGGUUCAGAUUGGUGUUAGUGUGAGAGAUGAGGAUGUCUACAUUAUUCAAAGUGGAUCCUCAAACAUAAAUGAUCACAUCAUGGAGCUUUUGAUUUUGAUUAGCGCCUGCCGUGGUGGAAGUGCAAACAAGAUUACCGCUGUUAUCCCUCAGUUUCCUUACAGUAAGCAAAGCAAGAUGAAGAAACAUAGAGGUGCUAUUACCGCCAGGAUGUUGGCAAACUUAUUGGUCAUGGCUGGAGCUGACCACGUUGUGAGUAUGGACCUUCACGCUAGUCAAAUGCAAGGGUUUUUCACUGUUCCUGUGGAUAAUUUAUUUGGUGCUCCAACUUUGGCAAGAUGGAUCCGUCACAACAUUGAGUCGUGGGAGACGUCUGUUGUUGUGUCGAAAAACCCUGGUGGAACCAAAAGAGUCACUGCUUUGGCUGACAGUCUAAAGAUCAAUUUCGCAAUGAUUCACACAGAUAGAAGAAGAACUCAGGACGAAUACGCCAAGAAAAAGGCUUUGAAAAGGGCAAAGAUUGUCAAUGAUGAAGGCGUUGAAGCAGAUGGAGAGGACAAUAUUGUCAAUGAAUUGCAAACCGCGCGAAUUGUUCAGGGCCAUGUUGUAGAUGAUGAUUAUCAAUGCAAGGACUCAAAAGUCAAUGAUGAGAAUUCAAGCCACUUGACCAACUCAAACAUAAUUGAUAGUGAUGUUUUGGGUGGAUCAUAUGAUGCUGCAAAUUCAGAUGACGAGGACGAGCCAUUGGUCGAGGAAAAGUUGAUUACGUUGGUGGGUGAUGUAAAGGACAAAGUUGCCAUCAUAUUGGAUGACAUGAUUGACAAGCCAAACUCGUUCAUUGCCGCUGCAGAACAUUUGAGGAUAAACUGUGGUGCCAAAGCUGUUUACGUCGUUGGUACACAUGGUGUGUUCAAUGAUUCCUGCUUGGAGCGUUUAACUGAUUCCAAAUGCAUUGAUAAAAUCGUGGUGACAAAUACCUAUCCUAUCCCAAAAGAGCAGAUUGAACAGCACAAGGAUAAGCUCGUGGUCAUUGAUGUAUCUCCGAUUUUUGCUGAGUGUAUUAGAAGAGAUCACUUUGGAGAGUCCAUUUCGGUACUAUUUGACUCGUUGGUAGCUAUAGAUUAG
Messenger RNA from Lodderomyces theae, 1245 nucleotides. RefSeq names its product ribose phosphate diphosphokinase subunit. Gene Ontology annotation, cellular component: ribose phosphate diphosphokinase complex; cytoplasm. NCBI's taxonomy places the organism in Eukaryota, Fungi, Ascomycota, Pichiomycetes, Serinales, Debaryomycetaceae. Gene Ontology annotation, biological process: 5-phosphoribose 1-diphosphate biosynthetic process; purine nucleotide biosynthetic process; ribonucleoside monophosphate biosynthetic process. The transcript has a single exon. Gene Ontology annotation, molecular function: magnesium ion binding; ribose phosphate diphosphokinase activity. The coding region runs from base 1 to 1245 and encodes 414 amino acids. The record is from RefSeq and is a predicted model, not a curated record.